This is a messenger RNA of Symbiodinium pilosum, 722 nucleotides long. The record is from the annotation of a GenBank genome assembly. Lineage: Eukaryota; Dinophyceae; Suessiales; Symbiodiniaceae.
GAUGGAUGAAUCAGGAACCUGUGCGGGAUCGGGCUCCAGCUUCACGCUCGCCACUCAACCCGAUCAUGAUGGCCGAAGGUGCAACGCAGGUGUUUGCUGCUAUGGCUACCAAGUAUGCUAUCAGGCUUCUAUCUUCAACAUCGGCGACCUUUCAUGCAGGGGAGAAGAGACGUGCUACGGCAGCAGUGCCUUGUACACGCUGAGCGGCGACAUGUACUGCAGCGAUCAGGCGGGCGACACAACCCCUGAUCCCUCCAACGGACAGACCUGCUAUGCUGCCACCUUCAGGUUCACGGAGAAGGGCAACCACUGCGUUGAAUGCAAGGGAAAGAACGUUUGCCAGGAAGCGAUCCUGGACUUUCCAGUGCCCGAAUCCUUCGCAAGUGUGACCUGCGACGGAGAGAAUGCCUGCAACAGCUCGCAGUGGCUGCUGAGCUCAGACUCCUGUGUGGAAAUCACGUCCUCACCUGGUGCAAAGGCUCCAGCAGGAAUAUACCCUUACCAAGACAGUUCGAACGUACAGUGCUUCUAUACGCCAGGCUUUGCGCCUCUGGAAUGCAAGUUAUGGGACCCCAUGGCAGGAAGCUUUGGAGCUACUUGCACAGUCUCCGAUUACUGCCAGGAAUUGGAUGGUACCAAUGGAUGUGCAUGGCCAGAUGACACAGAGCCUCAAUGCGGCAAGGCAUGCUGCGACAUUUACGAUGAGAACACGUACCAGACCG